This is a messenger RNA of Cebus imitator (Panamanian white-faced capuchin), 1364 nucleotides long. It is a transcript of the gene PSMD4, whose product is annotated as proteasome 26S subunit, non-ATPase 4. Gene Ontology annotation, cellular component: cytosol; nucleus; proteasome regulatory particle, base subcomplex. Gene Ontology annotation, biological process: proteasome-mediated ubiquitin-dependent protein catabolic process. Gene Ontology annotation, molecular function: polyubiquitin modification-dependent protein binding. The coding region runs from base 16 to 1230 and encodes 404 amino acids. Lineage: Eukaryota; Metazoa; Chordata; Mammalia; Primates; Cebidae. The record is from RefSeq and is a predicted model, not a curated record. The transcript has 9 exons.
GAUUGGUAAAGAGCGAUGGGCCAAUUAGAGGAGUUGUUGUUAGGCCGUCCCGGAGAACCGGUCGGGAGGGAGGAAGGUGGCAAGAUGGUGUUGGAAAGCACUAUGGUGUGUGUGGACAACAGUGAAUAUAUGCGGAAUGGGGACUUCUUACCCACCCGGCUGCAGGCCCAGCAGGAUGCUGUCAACAUAGUUUGUCAUUCAAAGACCCGCAGCAACCCGGAGAACAACGUGGGCCUUAUCACACUGGCUAAGUAUGGGGGACAAAGGAGGAAGGGACUCGGUAGGUGGGUGGUUGUUACAUGCUACUCUUCAGAUUCCAUGAGGCUGCUUUUGCCCAUCACCUUCCUAAACUGCCUUCUUCACUAUUCACUGGCUCUGAAGCACCGUCAGGGCAAGAAUCACAAGAUGCGCAUCAUUGCCUUUGUGGGAAGCCCGGUGGAGGACAAUGAGAAGGAUCUGGUGAAACUGGCUAAACGCCUCAAGAAGGAGAAAGUAAAUGUUGACAUUAUCAAUUUUGGGGAAGAGGAGGUGAACACAGAAAAGCUGACAGCCUUUGUAAACACGUUGAAUGGCAAAGAUGGAACCGGUUCUCAUCUGGUGACAGUACCUCCUGGGCCCAGCUUGGCUGAUGCUCUCAUCAGUUCUCCGAUUUUGGCUGGUGAAGGUGGUGCCAUGCUGGGUCUCGGUGCCAGUGACUUUGAAUUUGGAGUAGAUCCCAGUGCGGAUCCCGAGCUGGCCUUGGCCCUUCGUGUGUCUAUGGAAGAGCAGCGGCAGCGGCAGGAGGAGGAGGCCCGGCGGGCAGCUGCAGCUUCUGCUGCUGAGGCCGGGAUUGCUACGACUGGGACUGAAGGUGAAAGAGACUCAGACGAUGCCCUGCUGAAGAUGACCAUUAGCCAGCAAGAGUUCGGCCGCACUGGGCUUCCUGACCUCAGCAGUAUGACUGAGGAAGAGCAGAUUGCUUAUGCCAUGCAGAUGUCCCUGCAGGGAGCAGAGUUUGGCCAGGCGGAAUCAGCAGACAUUGAUGCCAGCUCAGCCAUGGACACAUCUGAGCCAGCCAAGGAGGAGGAUGAUUACGAUGUGAUGCAGGACCCCGAGUUCCUUCAGAGUGUUCUAGAGAACCUCCCAGGUGUGGAUCCCAACAAUGAAGCCAUUCGAAAUGCUAUGGGCUCCCUGGCCUCCCAGGCCACCAAGGACGGCAAGAAGGACAAGAAGGAGGAAGACAAGAAGUGAGACUGAAGGGAAGGGGCAGCUGAGCCUGCUCAGGGCACUGCAUGGGAGGCACGGAAUACAAGGUUAGCUGAGUAUUACCUGUAACCAUUACAGCCUAAAUAAAGCUUGGCAAGUUUUUUUCCUUUUUUGCUUCA